This is a messenger RNA of Trichobilharzia regenti, 381 nucleotides long. The record is from the annotation of a GenBank genome assembly. Lineage: Eukaryota; Metazoa; Platyhelminthes; Trematoda; Strigeidida; Schistosomatidae.
AUGUUUCGCUCGAAGAUAAUUAGACCUGUUCUGUAUCAAGUCUGUAGGACCGUUACCAAGCAGCCAUGCCCAUGUGAUGCUCCAGGAGGUGCGGGUUCAGGUCCGAUAUCCAAAUCAGUGGACCCAAUUCAGCAAUCAUUUAUUGCUAGGUUACGCGAAUAUCGUCAAAAGAGCGAAAAAAGUCCAAAUGGUCUAGCAGAUGCAACACCAAAAGAAGAGAAAGAGCUCAACGAAAUGCUGGCCAAGGUGGAUCGUAUAUUUGGCGCAGAAGGAAAAGAUAUGACGCAGUUUCCUACGUUUAAAUUUGAGGAACCCAAAAUUGUCAUGCCAUCAUCUUCUUUAAAUAUUGAAUAUCCGAAAGAUCCGGAAGAUACAGCCUAA